UACUUCUACUUUCCUCUGCCUUACAAAGCCUGGCACAUCGAGGCAGCUGGUCAGUCCACAGUAGCUGCCACUCCUUGCCAGCCUGGUCCUCCAGCUAAUGGGCCAUAGCCUUUGAAGGCAUGAGUGGAGAUCUCCCUGAGGCCAAUGAGGAGUGGCGCUGGUCUUCCCAGCCACCCUUGUCUCUCCCCAAGGAGAGCUGUGAAGGCAAGAUGCCAGAGACAUCCUCGGAGGAGCUGUCUCCUAAUCCUGACCGGAAAGCUGAGACUUCCCCACCUCCAGAAAUGGAUCCCAAAGACAACUCGAAGGGCAAGGGCAAAGGGGACUCUGGUGCCAAAGGUGGGCAGCAAGGCUCUGUUCCCAAGUGGUACAAGAUGAAAGGUGAGGAUCUCCAAGGCAACUGGAGUGAUCUGGCGAAGAUUGAACAGAAGGUGGAUACUCUGCUAGAGAAGAUGGAUCUGUAUAACAAGGAGGGUGGACCCCCGCCACAGGCUGCUGAGGAGGCGAAGAAGAUCCCACAGCCGCCGCAGCCCCAGCCACCCCAGCCACAGCAGCCGCAGCAGCCCCCUCCAGUGCCGCCACUGCCAACCCGGCAGGAGCAGGCGCUGCCCCAGCAGCAGCACCACGGUGGCAAAGGCCAGAAGAAGUUCAAGGGGUAUAUUAAGGGGGCUCCCACUGAGGUUGGUGGAGGAGGCAGUGGUGGUGGUGUGUGGGAAAGUUUGCUUAGAGGGGUGGAGCCUGGACCAGAGGGAUGCUGCAGAUCAAGGCCUGGAGGACCUGCGGGGUGGUUCCAGGAAGAGGCAGUGGCAGCAGCAGCUGCAGGGGCCCCCUCCCCAUGA
Phascolarctos cinereus (koala) is the source of this 836-nucleotide messenger RNA. RefSeq lists its product as uncharacterized. The record is from RefSeq and is a predicted model, not a curated record. Lineage: Eukaryota; Metazoa; Chordata; Mammalia; Diprotodontia; Phascolarctidae.